Molecule: messenger RNA, 1123 nt
Organism: Anoplopoma fimbria (sablefish)
Lineage: Eukaryota; Metazoa; Chordata; Actinopteri; Perciformes; Anoplopomatidae
Gene: znhit1
Product: zinc finger, HIT-type containing 1
Exons: 6
Coding region: 56-523 (155 amino acids)
Biological process (GO): chromatin remodeling
Cellular component (GO): Swr1 complex
Molecular function (GO): nucleosome binding
Source: RefSeq, a predicted model, not a curated record
UGGUCUGUACCUCUGCGGCUGCCGUAGAGCGGAAGUGAGAGACAAAACAAGCGACAUGGUGGAGAAGAAAACCUCCGCUCGGGUGGAGGCCGGGCAGCGCAGAGUUUUGGAUGAAGCCACCAGACAGAGGAGACUGACCCGACAGCUGGACGCUCUGGAGAAAGACAACUUCCAGGACGACCCUCUGUCCUCGCUGCCUCCCCCAGGUCCUACUGCCCGCCUGCCUGCCUUCAGUGAGACAGAAGAACCAGAGAAGAAGAAGAGGAAGACGAGGGGCGAUCACUUCAAGCAGCGCUUCAGGAAGAACUUCACCACGCUGCUGGAGGAGGAGAACCUGUCGGAGAGGCCGGAGCCUAACUACCUGUCCGCCGCGGCCCCUCCCUCCUCUCUGCCCCCCCGUCACUUCUGCUGUGUCUGUGGUUUCCCCUCUCACUACACCUGCACCACCUGUGGGGGGCGCUACUGCAGCAGCAAGUGUCUGUGUACGCACAGAGAGACCAGGUGUUUGAAGUGGACGCUGUAAAUGCUGCCUGGUCUCCAUGGUAACGAUGAUGGGAUGGAGGUUCCUGUGAACUGAUGAGCACACCAACACACACACACACACACACACACACACACACACACACACACACACACACACACACACACACACACACACACAUAUACAAUCAUGACAGAGGACAUCUUGUCUGUCAAGAUGAAUAUGAAGCUACGACUGGUUAGCUUAGCUUAGCAUAAUGACUGGAAACAGAGGGAAACUUGCUCUAAGGUUUAUUUACAUGUUACAUCUGGUUUGUUUCAGCUGAGCUGUGUUAUUAACCUUUUCACUGAUUAAACUAAAUAUAUACAGUAUAUAUAUAUAUAUAUAUAUAUAUAUAUAUAUAUAUAUAUACAGUAUAUAUUUAUAUACAAUGUGCUGAUUUAAACAGUGAAAGAUAUUACAAAGAUGUUAGCAGCUGAAAAGCUAACAUGAAUUUAAAAGCUAAUACGAGCUGCUGUGUUCUGUUUAUUUUGUCCACCCCCUCUUCAUGUACAUCAGCCAAUAAGAGGAGCCAGACGUUGAACCACAUUAUUGUUCUGUAAAUAAUAAUUACAUGUGUUUUAGUUUCAUGUUUUAUUAAAG